AUGCCCAAUUCUCAAAAGGAUCUUUUCAGGCUGCUUCAAGGCAUUAAAUCCCCCGCUACUUUCCCUUCUAAGUGGCAAGAGACUUGCGCCGAGGCCCCAUUCGGAGGAGGGAGCUGCCAUUGCGCUCCUCAAACGCGCCUUGCGCCUGGCAUACCGACAUCACCAACCGCCUCUUUCACAUCCCGGCCGACAAUCACGAGAACUAGACUCCUCGAGCUCAUCUCUCAGCAUACUUCGAACGACGACGAGAGUGACGACGACGCCGCUGACGAAAACGGCGCAAAAUGCGAUGCCAGAGGACCCAGGAUCUGCAAGAAGGCGAUGAACGCUGCGAGGGACCGCUCUUAUGAAUGCAGCAUACGGCGGAUUCCAUGGGAGCACGGAGGCCUCAACCUACAAGUUUCAGGGAAGGGGAAAGCUCUCUUAGUAUUCUCGAAGCUGGUCUAUUGCCCUUGGGCAAGUAAAUAUGCAGCCGCCGAUCCAGCUUCGCUGGAUCUGCUACGCCAGAUUCUGGCUGCCAUGGACCGCAACAAUAUGUUGUUGAGUACCCUUAUCAACCACAUGACUGCCUCCGAUACCAUUCCGGGCCCUGUAUCGGCUCCUGAGUUGAAGACUACGCCCGGCAUACUGGAAGAUUAUUUGGGGCUUGGCAACUGCCCUUCGCACAGAAAGGCUGGAGCUCCUCUUCUCUACUAUGUUCUCUCUAGGUGA
Messenger RNA from Drepanopeziza brunnea f. sp. 'multigermtubi' MB_m1, 711 nucleotides. The record is from RefSeq and is a predicted model, not a curated record. Lineage: Eukaryota; Fungi; Ascomycota; Leotiomycetes; Helotiales; Drepanopezizaceae.